This is a messenger RNA of Chionomys nivalis (European snow vole), 1843 nucleotides long. RefSeq names its product nitrilase family member 2 (gene Nit2). NCBI's taxonomy places the organism in Eukaryota, Metazoa, Chordata, Mammalia, Rodentia, Cricetidae. Bases 61 to 891 code for a protein of 276 amino acids. Gene Ontology annotation, cellular component: mitochondrion. The record is from RefSeq and is a predicted model, not a curated record. Gene Ontology annotation, molecular function: omega-amidase activity. Gene Ontology annotation, biological process: oxaloacetate metabolic process; L-glutamine metabolic process. The transcript has 10 exons.
GCUCGGCCAAGGGAUUGACUGGUCGCCUUCCCGUCGCUUCUGGUGCUCCGAAGAAGAGCUAUGGCUACUUUCCGAUUGGCCCUCAUCCAGCUUCAUGUUUCUUCCAUUAAAUCAGAUAACGUUUCCCGGGCUUGUAGCCUAGUACGGGAGGCAGCAAAACAAGGUGCCAAAGUAGUCUCCCUGCCGGAGUGCUUUAAUUCUCCGUAUGGAACAAACUACUUUCCUGAAUACGCAGAGAAGAUUCCUGGCGAGUCCACCCAGAAGCUUGCCGAAGCAGCAAAGGAGAAUGGCAUUUAUCUCAUCGGAGGCUCCAUCCCUGAAGAGGAUGCUGGGAAACUGUAUAACACCUGUGCUGUGUUUGGGCCUGAUGGGAGUUUAUUGGUAAAGCACAGGAAGAUCCAUCUGUUUGACAUCGAUGUUCCUGGGAAAAUUACAUUUCAAGAAUCUAAAACAUUGAGUCCUGGUGAUAGUCUCUCCACAUUUGAUACUCCUUACUGCAGAGUGGGCCUGGGCAUCUGCUACGAUAUGCGCUUUGCAGAGCUGGCACAGAUCUACGCGCAGAGAGGCUGUCAGCUCCUGGUGUACCCUGGAGCAUUCAAUUUGACCACUGGACCAGCCCACUGGGAGUUGCUCCAGCGAGCCCGGGCUGUUGAUAAUCAGGUGUUCGUGGCUACAGCCUCUCCUGCCAGGGAUGACAAAGCCUCAUAUGUGGCCUGGGGACACAGCACUGUUGUGGAUCCUUGGGGACAGGUCCUAACCAAAGCUGGCACCGAGGAAAUGAUCCUGUACUCAGACAUAGACCUGAAGAGGCUGGCUGAAGUUCGGCAGCAAAUCCCCAUUUCAAAACAGAAAAGAGCAGACCUUUAUGCAGUGGAGGCAAAGAAGCCCUGAAGUUUGUGCCUAAAAUGUCUCUAUGCUCAUAUACCCUAUACGAUGAUCAACUUUACUAAAUCUUUUUUUUUCGGACAGUGCUGGGAAUUGAUCCCAGUCUUACACAUGUUAAUUCUUCCACUGAUAUGUAUUAGAACCUCCUCAUUGAAUUAAAAUUUUUCUUUAUCUGCUUGGUAACAAUAUUCCAGCUCCUCUGAUAAAGAACUACUUAGGCUGAUGAUUCUUGGGCAUUUCAGUCUUAAGAUCCUUUUGCACAAUACAAACUGAAGACUAAGCAUUUUUGUAUGUGUAGCUAGUGGUGAGCUGGUCAUGGUAUGAUACUCACCUGAGAAAAUGUACUUUUGUAGGAACACUGAUUUUCAUGGUGCUAAUAUCCCAUCAACAUGACAUUUUCAAAAAUAUUUUUAUUAGAAUUAUUUUCAUACAAUAUUUUGAUAUUUUCCCCUUCCCCACCCAUCCAACUUUGUUCUCUUUUUUCAAAAACAAAAAAUGUCUACAAAAAUGAAAAUCAAAACCAACAAGCAAAAGACCAGUAAGACAAAUAGAAAAAAAAAGUACACAGACACACAAACCAAUGGAGUUUAACAUGCCACUUCUAAACAGUAACAGAUGUGCAGGUGGGCUCUGUGACCUGUAUGUACAACACUGCUCUAACACAAGACUGAUUCAAUGCAUAAUAAUUAUUUACCAUACUGGUAAAUCAAAACUUUUAAUAUCCAUGUUAUAUACAUAUAUAUGUAUAUAGUAUACAUGUAUAUAGUAUGUAUUGUGGUCACUCACAGAAGAGUAACAUCAAGUGACUAAAAGAAUGAAAUAUAUGAUAUGGUAAAAUUUAGUACACAAAUACAACUAUAAAAUACCAAUCAAGAAAACAAGUAUGUGUACUGCCACCGUAAGUUUCCCUGUAAGCUUUUAAAAAUACUUACUAUUCAUGUCUGUGUGUGCGUUAUGU